Molecule: messenger RNA, 3380 nt
Organism: Lineus longissimus
Lineage: Eukaryota; Metazoa; Nemertea; Pilidiophora; Heteronemertea; Lineidae
Exons: 10
Coding region: 92-2113 (673 amino acids)
Biological process (GO): transmembrane transport
Cellular component (GO): membrane
Molecular function (GO): transmembrane transporter activity
Source: RefSeq, a predicted model, not a curated record
GUUUUGAACGACUUCCUUGUACGAACAUUCCCUGAAAAACAGCUGUAUGGAAUCGCGGGAAGCUCCUGAACGACUGUUGAUUUAGAAACAUAUGUUGAGCCACCGUACGAUGGCGUCCUGCAGCUACACGAAACAUGAUGGCCUGCUCGAUGGAAGCAGCGAGAACACCUGUUUGGCAAAAAACGCCGGUAAACGCGAUUCGGUGAGGAUGUCAUAUGGAGCUGACGGUCAAACAAGGAGUCAUGGUAACAACACUGAUGACCAAUCAAUUAGAUUUCAAGGCCCGAGGAGGUGUGAACCUAUCGGUUUUGACCGUAGUUUUGGCCUGACAUGCAUCGUCCUGCAUGAAAGUCUCCAUUCUGCUGCUUUCUACAUUCUCGUUCCUGCCGUGUUUUACAUGAAGGAUGGAAGCCCCCUGAAGUAUACAGAUAGCCAGGCGGUGGCCAUUAUUCUCAUAUUUACAGGUGUUGCUUUCUUUCUGCCGCUGAUUGGUGGAAUUAUCGGAGACAUCGCCCUUGGACGUUACAAGGCAAUACUAUUUGGAACCGUCAUGGAGUUCUUUGGAAUGGUCAUUCUACUCAUCUAUGCCAUUCUAGUUUAUGUAGACAACACUGGAAUUGGACCGAAAUUUUCAAUCCCGGUGGCGACAUUCCUCUUUGUGACCGCACUGAUUCUGAUAGCUCUUGGUACUGGAUUUAUCAAAGCCAAUGUGACCAUAUUCGGGGCCGGGCAGCUUCACGAUACAUCAUGUAGUGCACUGAAGAUCCAGUCGUAUUACAGAUGGUACACUUUUGCCAUCAACCUAGGAAGGCUGUUGGCUUUCUGCCCAAUUUCCAUGUUUCUCGUCAACUACGUUCCGUCUGAUCGGGAACCCACUGGCAAGCCGCAUCGCAACAUGAGUGUCAUAUCUACAGCUGUACCUUUAGAUGAAGUGUGUAACAAAGAUCUCCUGGCAAUUGGAGCAUCUAUUCUCCAAGUCGUGUUUGUGGGACUAGGUAUCUUCAUCUUCAUGAUAGGGAAGGCCAAGUACAAGAUGUUAGAACCGUCUGGUGGACAUCAUAUGUAUUACAUCUUCUGUUUCAAUCGACAUGACCGCAGAAUGAGCGAACUCUCGCCAUACACCAGCGUGUACCAGGAGUACCGACAGCAAAUGAAUACAUACAAACGAGCAGUUCUCCGUCUUACCCUCCUCAUGGCCGCAUUGCUUUCCUUGUACACUAUAUUUGAGGCGGUUGCUUACCAGAAGAUAUCAAUAUUUAUGCUGCAAUUCGAAAAGCUAUCACAGCCAGAGGGUAUGACCGUCCACCUACCUUUGCCCUUCAUGAACACGUUUUCGACGUUAGUCCUCGUGGUGUAUGUGCCACUACUUGAAAUCUUCUCGUGCAGACGGAAAACAGCUGAUGACAUCACAGAGGCUGAAAUAGACGACAAGAUUGCGCAAUGGACCGAAGGUGGCGGAAUCGAAAAUACAACGCCCGCAUCGGUCGUGCGCCAAGCCAGCGUAGCCAAGUAUGUCAAGUUUGGAGGAAGACGAAAGAACCUAAGCAGCAUUUCAAGUGACUUUAAUGUAGACGCAUUGGAUACAGAUUUCAGACGACAAGUGGCGGAGGAUAUUUCUACCACUAAACAUAGACGGGAUAUAUUGAUCAGAAUGGGCAUUGGUCUUAUCUGCGCCGCUAUAGCAGUCCUUUGUGCUGGGAUUCUAGAGACUCUCCGCAAGAAUCACCACGGUUUAUCUGUAUUUUGGCAGGUGCCACAAUAUAUCAUCUUGGGAAUAGGAGAAUUCGGAGAAAUAUCUGCAUAUGAAUUUGCGAAUACUGAAAGUUUACCUGGACUACAAGGCUUUACAAUCGGCAUGUUCAUUUCGACGUAUGGACUCGGCAACUUUCUUGCAUACUUCUGUUAUGCGGGUGCAUCUGGCUCAUUAAUUAAUCCAAAAGACUUGGACGAUUUUCAUAUGGAAUACGUCUACUACGGUCAUGCUGCCUUCCUUCUACUGAUCACCCUGGCCUUCGUCGUCCUGGCGCGGCAGUAUCACCUUGAGCAUCCUUGUAGGUUGGAGGAGCCAAUAUGUCCUUACAGAGCGGAUGAAGAAGACGAGAAGUUCGACUAGAGAUGCUCGUUGUUACUGACACUUUUUUGAAAUUACAGGCGCACGUGAUUGGUGAAGAACUCGAGGUUGUGGCCGGUAUAGGUCGAGUUUCAAAAAGUGAAAACCGCCCGACACUUUUUUUAUACUUCAAUGAAUGAUUGUAGAAAUGGUAUUAAACUGAAAUUUAAAGGUUGAAAUUGAAAUUCGGAGUACAUGUUGCUAUUGAGGCGUACCAUAAUUGAAGGUAGCUAUAUGUCAUAGCUUUUUUUGUUGAACGGAACGAUAGAUUUUGCCGAAACUCAAAACGAUUUCAUUAUAAUUCUCACAAGAGCAGUGAACCAUAGAUUUGAUAUUAUGAUUGUUUACUUGCUGUAUGUCACCAUUUGGUGAUAUUCAGGUCGAUCCUGUGUAUAAAAAUGUGCCUUCAAUUGAAGAUUUAAGUUUCCUUUAUAUAUGUAUACAUAUUUCAUCAACUAUGUGUUCUUUUUAGUAGCUCUGGUAACAUGACGUACGAUUGGCUGCCAUAAGUGUGGCGUCAUCGAAAUAUAAAAUUUCCGUGUUUUUCCAAGGAAGAGCAGUGAAAUAAAGACAUUGUAUAUCUCAAACCACAUACAUCGAAAAAAAAACAAUGUACCUUUAAUUCCUUUGUUCGGUUUGUAAAGUAUAUAUUUGACUGAGAUAUUAGUCGAAUAACCUCGUUCCUAGGAUAAGAUCAAUUGAGACUGGCAACCAAGCAGGAUGGUUCGAAUCGGCACAUGAAGUUCGAGGUUUACCGACACCAUUCAGUCUUCCAUGUGAUUUGAAGGAUGUAGCGCUGGGUUUUACCAGUGAAAAUUAAGGAGUCCAGCCUUCACUUUCGGAAAUAAAGGUUUUGAGCUACUGAAAAACCUUUCAGGGGCCUAACUAGUUUUCUGGUCUUGGAGGGAGUGGGCAAAAUGACACGUUUUGAAAUUUUUCGACUGAAAUCACGAUCAAAAACGCAUUUUUUGGUGACUUCUUGGGGAGGGGAUUUGCCCGCCUCCGCAAUCAGCUUCACCCAUAGUUAAUGGACAGCACAAAUAUGCACCCCUCGAUUGCAACGUGGAGCAUUGCUUGCAAACAACAACACCUGUCUUUCCUUGUAAAUCGCAUUUUGUCACUUUGCAUGUCAAUAAACCCAUAAGGAAAAAAUACUUUAAGCCAGAGUUAUUCCUAUCGGAUUACUUCAUAAUGAUCGGAAAAAUCGUUAGCGGUACGAGGCUAUUCUUCUGCACAUGUUUCUGAAAAGCUCACGUCUAUGGCAAGCCGU